UCAUAAUCUCUGAAAGAUCUGCUAUAUAUGAGCAGGUUCCAUCUCUGUGUCAGCCAAAACACAACAGCUGUCUGGUCAACAACAUGUACAGCACAAAGAUGUGCCCAGCUGUUCCUCAGUCCUACCUAAUAGUUUUGCUCAUGUUUCUGUCUCAUAUUUGCUACAUAAGGUGUGAGCAGCCUGUAAACUGCAGGUGGGGAGCUUAUGGGGACUGGUCAGAGUGUGAUGGUUGUACUAAGACACAGGUUCGAACGCGUCCCGUUGAGAUAUUCCCUCAGUUUGGAGGCAGUUCUUGUACAGGGGAGGCCAUCCAAAGACAAGCCUGUGUUCCGAAGAAAAUCUGCCCCUUACAGGCAGGAUGUGGAAACAGGUUUCGUUGCACAUCCGGUCAGUGUAUACGUGAAUCUCUGGUGUGUAACGGGGAUCAUGACUGUGAAGAUGGCUUAGAUGAACGGCGCUGUAGUAGCACUUUAGUGUGUGAUGAGCAAAAGCCACCGCCCAACUCUGACCUCACAGGAAGAGGGUUUGAUGUGUUGUCGGGUGAGCUGAGAGCUGGCGUCAUUAACACUCGUAGCUUUGGUGGACAGUGCAGAAAAGUCUUCAGUGGAGACCAUAGAGAUUUCUAUCGACUUCCACAGAGUCUACUCAGGUAUACCUUUCAGGUAGGUGUUCAAAAUGAUUUCAGCGAUGAGUACCAUGACAGUUCCUGGUCCUACAUGAGACAUGAAGAGGAUAGAAAGCAAAUUAGAGGCGGCCAUGAUCAUAAAACCUUUCAUAAGGAACUGAAGCAAGACAAGGCUUAUCACCUGCUGAUCAUAAAGAAUGAAGUAGAGGUUGCUCAGUUCCAGAACAAUGCUCCUGAGUAUCUGCCUCUAUCUGAAGACUUCUGGAAGGAUCUGUCUGCCCUGCCCAGCACGUAUGACCCAUCAGCCUAUCGAUUCUUUAUACAACGUUAUGGUACCCACUAUAUGGCAGAGGGCUCUCUGGGUGGCCAGUAUCAGGCUCUGCUGGAGCUGGAUGCAAAUUCUAUGAGGGAGAUGAGUAAAACAGAAACAGAUUUCCACCAGUGUAUUACACACGUGAAACGACGCCUCUUCUAUAAAAAGAGAACCACCAAGUGUGUGAAACUAAUGAAGACAAUUGAGAGUCUAAGUGAAAACAGUAAUCAUCAGAUGCAAGUUAAAACAAACAUUAAUGGAGGACAUGCCGCUUAUAUUGCUGGCCUCAGUCUCUUGGACUUGGAAAACCCUGACAAUAACAAACAGAUAUAUUCCAAAUGGGCAGGCUCAGUAAAAGACUUCCCUAAAGUGCUAAAACAGAAGUUGCAGCCACUCUACGAAUUGGUUAAAGAGGUGCCAUGUGCUGGGCUGAAGAAACUUCAGCUAAAGAGAGCGCUGGAGGUCUAUUUGGAGGAGCAGAGCCCCUGCCACUGCAGACCCUGCCAAAACAACGGCAUGCCAGUGCUCUCUGAGGGUGUGUGCACCUGUGUGUGCAGGCCAGGCACCAGUGGCAAUGCCUGUCAGGAUGGUCAUGUUCUUGGAGAACAACCAGGAGUUAUUGAAGGGGGUUGGAGUUGCUGGUCUGCCUGGAGUAGUUGUUCUCAAGGUCAGAAGUCAAGAACUCGUUCAUGUAAUAAUCCUGCUCCAAGAAAUGGAGGCAGGCAUUGCACGGGUGAGACUUUAGGGCGCAAACACUGUGAGGAUCCUGAUCUCGAACAUCUAAAAAUGAUGGAGCCCCACUGCUUCGAUCCCUCAGUAACACCAGUGAAGUCAUGUAAAACUCCACCUCCUUUGGCCAAUGGAUUUGUUUUGUAUCCAAAAGAUAUCAAUCCAGUGGGCAGUAAGAUUGAGUACACCUGCACAGACGGAUAUGAUCACAUUGGGGAUCCAGUUGCUGAGUGUACAGAAAACCUCACCUGGAGGAUGCCUCCCAUGGAGUGUAAAAAAGCUGCAUGUGACCCUCCACCUUUUCUUAGUAAUGUCAUUGCCACACCCUCAAAACAAACUUAUGAGAUUGGGGAGAGCGUAUCCCUCUCAUGCCCAAGUGGGAUGCAGCGAGAAGGCGAUACAAAAAUCAUGUGCCGUCUUGGCCUCCGCUGGUACCCAACACCUGAGAGUGUCAGAUGUAAACCAGUGGAAACAGUGCCCACCCAACCAAGCCUGCUCUGCAAACCAUGGGAAAACCUGGGGAAGGGUCAGUGUGUUUGCAAAAUUCCAUAUGAAUGCAAGGCGUCAUUCCAAGUCUGUGCCUCUGUACGUCCUGGCCGUGUGAACAGAAUGAGCAUUUGCCAACUUGGGGCCAUGCAGUGUCUGGGCCAAAAGAUCUCUCUGCUACAGGACAGUGCAUGCAGUUGGCCAGAAACCCCAUUCACAUCCUGUCAGGACUGCCAUGAAUGGGAAACAUGUGAUGGGGUGAAAUGUGAAUGUAAAGAUCCCAAAGACUGCUCAGAUGACUCCAGUCACCUGUGUGUUUCUCUAAUGGGUGGUGUUCCUGAGAUGAUUUCAGAGUGUGAGGCAGGGGCUUGGAGAUGCAGACGAAAACAGAUCACUGUACUUAGCAUUGGAGACUGUCAGACAUAAACACUUGAAUGUUUUUAUGGUAACAGAUUGAUUUGUGUGACUGUUUGUUGCAAUUGUAUGAUUUAUUUUAUUGAAAGUAGUAAUUUGUAUUAUGUUUUUUAUUGUAAGUAGUAAUAUGUAAUAUAAGAACUUAAUGUGGUCAUUUUUAUUUUAAAUAAAUAUUUUAAAUAAGUACAUAUUCAUUGUUGCAGUGGU
This is a messenger RNA of Xyrauchen texanus (razorback sucker), 2774 nucleotides long. It is a transcript of the gene c7b, whose product is annotated as complement component 7b. Lineage: Eukaryota; Metazoa; Chordata; Actinopteri; Cypriniformes; Catostomidae. The record is from RefSeq and is a predicted model, not a curated record. Gene Ontology annotation, cellular component: membrane attack complex. Bases 84 to 2579 code for a protein of 831 amino acids. Gene Ontology annotation, molecular function: protein binding. The transcript has 18 exons. Gene Ontology annotation, biological process: immune response.